UUUGACUUCUAAUUCCAAAUCCCAAAGAUAAAAAAAAAAACCCUUUUUGUUCGGCUUCCUCGUUCUCUGUCUUUUCCUCCGUCAAGGCGAAGAAGUUCUCCACCAAAAUUAUUUUGUCUGUGCCUCAAUCCCCCUUCCCAGUCUCUCUCUCCAAAAAAGCAAGCUUCUCUCUCUAAAUUUCUGGGUUUUUCUUUUCAGUGUACGUUGCAGAUUCUAGCUGAUUUUGAGUCAGAGAGAGAGAGAGAGAUUACUGGGUUUGUCUAUUUCAUUGAUGUGGAGAUCGUGAAUGGCAGAAUCUGACUGAGUUUUGAUCGGGGAGAGAGAGAGAGAGAGAGAGAUGGGAGGAUGCGUGUCCACGCCAAAGAGCUGCGUGGGAGGGAAAUUGAAAUUGAGGACUAGUAAGAGAAUAAAGACCCGAAAAAGAAGGAAGCUUCAGAAGAAGAGAGUCGUGUCCUCUCGCCUCUCUGACGGAUCCUUCGACAACAGCUUCGAUCCUUCUUGUCCUUCAGAUCAUCACCAUCCCCACUUCUCUUCUCCCUUCUCCAAUCCCACUUUCCGAGCAAGUGUUGAUGAAGCGUGGUUCGAUUCCAAUCUCGCCUUUGAAACCGACUGUGAUGAGGAUUUUCACAGUGUUCAAGAAGAUGCAUUGUCCUUAAACGGAGCCGAGCGUGUGUCAGUUUCAAGUAUGUCAUCCGUCCGAGACUCCAAUGUCGGAAAUUCUGCUCGGCGCUCUCAUAGUGACUUUCCCAAAUCUUCCAAUUGCAGUGCCUCAAACCCAGAUGAUCCCGUCUCCCAACCAAAGUCGGACGGUGCAUUUCAUGAGACAAAGCAGCCUGUUUUCAUUGACGAGAUAUCUUUGGCUGCUGAUGAAAGUUCCCGGAGAGAUGAAGGACUAAUGGAAAACUGUGGAAUCCUUCCGAGCAACUGUUUGCCUUGCCUGCAUACAACUGUUCCUUCUGUCGACAAGAGAAGGUCUCUGAGCUCUAGCCCUCCGAGUACAAGGAAAAAAGCUGCCCUGAAACUAUCUUUCAAGUGGAGAGAAGGGCAUGGUACUGGUGCCUUGUUUUCUUCAAAAAUGCAGCUACAGAGACCUAUUGCCGGGUCUCAGGUUCCAUUCUGCCAAAUAGAAAAGAAAAUUCUUGAUUCCUGGUCUGCCAUUGAGCCAAGUAGUUUCCGGGUUCGAGGCAAAAUGUAUUCCAGGGAUAAGAAGAAAGAGCUUGCACCAAACUGUGCUGCAUAUAAUCCUUUUGGUGUCGAUGUAUUCUUAACACAACGUAAAGUAAACCAUAUAUCACAGCACGUGGAACUUCCCGUUGCCAAUACCCCGGGAAAACUCCCGACUAUUCUCGUUGUAAAUGUCCAGAUUCCGUUGUAUCCAACAGCUAUAUUUCAAGGCGAAACUGAUGGAGAAGGACUGAGUUUUGUUUUAUACUUCAAGCUAUCAGAAAAUUACUCGAAAGAACUUCCACCUCAUUUUCAUGAAGGCAUUCGUAAAUUAAUAGACGACGAGGUUGAGAAAGUUAAAGGCUUCCCUAUGGACACAAUUGUGCCAUUCAGAGAAAGGCUGAAGAUUUUGGGGCGUGUUGCAAACGUAGACGAUCUUCAUCUGAGUGCUGCUGAGAAAAAACUCAUGCAAGCUUAUAACGAAAAACCCGUCCUUUCACGUCCACAACACGAGUUCUUUUCGGGCGAGAAUUACUUUGAGAUCGAUAUUGAUAUGCACAGAUUUAGCUACAUAUCCAGGAAAGGUUUCGAAGCAUUCUUAGAUAGACUUAAACUAUGUGUCCUCGAUGUUGGCCUCACAAUUCAGGGGAACAAACCCGAGGAGCUUCCCGAGCAGAUUCUGUGCUGCAUUCGGUUAAACGGGAUCGAUUACAUGAACUACCAUCAGUUAGCUAUAAAUCAAGAACUCCUAUGACAAUGGUUUCUUUGGCCUGACACAAUCGUAUGUCAAGUAAGUAUAUAUGUCUGAAUCUUGGCUCAGAGGAUGAAAAUGUGUUCAGAAUCUGAAUCCACAGUUGUAUCAAUCGGUAAAUGAAAUAAGGAUUUAGGGUUUUUUCUUACUCCUGCCUCGAGCUCGAAGUUACUUUCCGGGAAAGAUUCUGAUUCUGUCAGGUUUCUCCUGCCAGCAACAAGCUAGUGUUUCUGGGAAAACCAUUGCUGUGAUCAAUGCUAAGAAGUUUCAGGGCAGAAUACAUUGUGCAGUAACUUCUCUCCUGGGUUUCGGUUCUUAGCCAUGGUUGUCUUUGCUGCGUAGAGUAAGGUUGUCUUGUCCGAAAGUUCUAAGUCUUGCUACAACUCGGCGUUGGGCAAAGUUUUACAGUUGACGAUACGUUAAACCUUAAUAUUUUUUUCAGUGAUUUUAUUGGAUGUAAAACAUCAGAAUGAUUUGAUUCCGAAAGAUUAGAUUAUCUAA
Molecule: messenger RNA, 2416 nt
Organism: Tarenaya hassleriana
Lineage: Eukaryota; Viridiplantae; Streptophyta; Magnoliopsida; Brassicales; Cleomaceae
Exons: 9
Coding region: 338-1918 (526 amino acids)
Source: RefSeq, a predicted model, not a curated record